AAGGAGGCCAGAAGGAGGGAGGCGGCCCGGGUGUCGCCGUCUGCGUCCCCCCAGCUUCCCAGUCGCGCAUUCGCGGCCGCCGCCUGCGAGCAGCGGGGCCGGGGCCCCAGACCGUGCGCAGAGCCUGCGCUCGCGCGGUCCCCCCGCGGCGGGGAGCGGGGACCGAGGCCAAACGAAAGCUCCGGCCAUGGCCAUGGGGCUCUUCCGGGUGUGCCUGGUGGUGGUGACCGCCAUCGUCAACCACCCGCUGCUGUUCCCGCGGGAGAACGCCACGGUCCCCGAGAACGAGGAGGAGAUCAUCCGCAAGAUGCAGGCGCACCAGGAGAAGCUGCAGCUGGAGCAGCUGCGCCUGGAGGAGGAGGUGGCGCGGCUGGCGGCCGAGAAGGAGGCCCUGGCGCGGGUGGCGGAGGAGGGCAAGCAGCAGAACGAGACCCGCGCGGCCUGGGACCUCUGGAGCACGCUCUGCAUGAUCCUCUUCCUGAUGAUCGAGGUGUGGCGGCAGGACCACCAGGACGGGCCCUCACCCGAGUGCCUGGGCGGUGAUGAGGACGAGCUGCCUGCGCUGGGGGGCACCCCGCUGAGAGGCCUCACCCUGCCCGACAAGGCCUCCCUCAGCCACUUCUAUGAGCGCUGCAUCCGGGGGGGCACGGCAGACGCUGCCCGCACCCGGGAAUUCGUGGAAGGCUUCGUGGACGACUUGCUGGAAGCCCUGAGGAGCCUCUGCAAUCGGGACACAGACAUGGAGGUGGAGGACUUCAUUGGCGUGGAUAGCAUGUAUGAGAACUGGCAGGCGGACAGGCCGUUGGUGUGUCACCUCUUUGUGCCCUUCACGCCCCCAGAGCCCUACCGCUUCCACCCGGAGCUCUGGUGCUCCAGCCGCUCUGUGCCUCUGGAUCGCCAGGGCUACGGCCAGAUUAAGGUGGUCCGGGCUGACAGGGAUUCCCUGGGCUGUAUCUGCGGCAAGACCAAGCUGGGGGAAGACAUGCUCUGUCUCCUCCACGGCAAGAACAGCCUGGUGCAGCCCAGUGGCGAGAUGGAAGACCUGCUGUGUGCUAGAGAUUCCCCGUACCUGGACACGAUGCAGGUCAUGAAGUGGUUCCAGACGGCCCUCACCAGAGCCUGGCACCGCAUUGCCCGCAAGUACGAGUUCGACCUGGCCUUCGGCCAGCUGGACAGCCCAGGGUCCCUCAAGAUCAAGUUCCGUUCAGGGAAGUUCAUGCCCUUCAACCUGAUUCCUGUGAUCCAAUGUGAGGACUCAGACCUGUACUUUGUCUCCCACCUUCCCAGGGAGCCCUCCUGGGGGACCUCGGCCUCCAGCACUGACUGGCUUCUGUCCUUUGCAGUCUAUGAGCGACACUUCCUCCGAACAACCUUAAAGGCGCUGCCCGAGGGUGCCUGCCACCUCAGCUGCUUGCAGAUCGCCUCUUUCCUGCUCUCCAAGCAGAGCCGUCUGACCGGCCCCAGCGGGCUCAGCACCUACCAUGUAAAGACGGCCCUGCUGCACCUCCUGCUGCUCCGGAAGGCCACCGACUGGAAGGCCGGGCAGCUCAGUGCUCGUCUGCAAGAGCUGCUCUGCUUCCUGGAGAAGAGCCUGCUCGAGAAGAAGCUCCAUCACUUCUUCAUCGGCAACCGCAAGGUGCCCGAGGCCAUGGGACUCCCUGAGGCCUUGCGCAGGGCUGAGCCUCUCAACCUCUUCCGGCCUUUUGUCCUGCAACGAAAUCUCUACCGUAAGACAGUGGACUCCUUCUAUGAGAUGCUCAAGAAUGCCCCAGCACUCAUCAGCGAGUAUUCCCUUCAUGUCCCUGCAGAUCAUGCCAGCCUGCCCCAAAAAGCUGUCGUCUUGUAGAGCACAUGAGACCCAGGAUGCCAGGAUGAGGGCAACACCCACGUUCACACCUGGGGCAUCUGCAAGCCCUGUCCUGGGAACAAGGCAGGCUUUGGUGGGAGCCACGGCUCAGCCUGCCAGGAAGCCAGGCCCCACAAUGCGGAGAAAAUGAUACAACUGGAAGCAGGUUUGCUUUCAUGCCUUUGGGGCCUGUUGGUAAAGCUCUUAUUUGGGUUUGGGGACUGAUCCUUUACAGCUUACUUCUGGAUCACCACAAAUGGCCAAGAUGAUGAAAGAACACUGUGGACACUGAACAAUGCAGUCACUGGUUUCUGUGUAAUUCCUUUUCCAUCCAAGGUCCAGUCUGUACUUGAAUAACAGCAGAGGAUCUACAAGAAUGCUGACAGGGACCUGUUUCAUCACCCCAAUCCCAGGAACUCUUGGCCCCAGCCAUCUGCAGCCAAAGCACUAACAGGGACAGAACCUUUGAUCCACACCCCGCACAACAAUAGGGCUGUCACUGUGGCUGCCACUUUUUUAUACUAUUUAGAGAAAAGACCUGUUAGAGAUUUGAGGUCCCAAGGCUAAUGUCUGUGUCACAUGGGAAUGGGUACUUGAUGGCAGAGAGAAGCUUGGAGUUAGCUGCCUUUCAGCUACACUUCUCACUCGUGUGCACCCCCCUCCACUCGGUGUGCCAUGUCCCGAGCACCAUGGGUGUCAUUUACCAUGCUGGGUGCCAGCUCAGCAGCCCCUCACAGCUGGUCUCUCUGACCACCAGUGUGGUAGGGGGAGGGUAGAGGCUGACGCUGGAAGCUGAUCUAGAGAAAGAGAUGCACAGACAGGUGUGACUGGGGCAAAGGACAGAGCCUGGUACCCAGGGUGCUGGGAUCUGGCUUGCAGUCUGGCCCAGUUCAAAGGAAGUUGCAGAGCCCAGGGCCGAGGGAUGCUGUAGCCCUGGAUUGUCUCGGGGUCCCAAUCCUAGGGCAGGGUGUGCUUGGAAGCAAGAGCUGCUGUGGAAACCCAGCUCCAGUCUGCAGGCCCCAAGUCCCCCCAGUUCCUCACUUCAGCGGGGCUCCCUCACUGCCCAGAACCCACCUUACUGCAUGGGCCUUGCUGAUCACACAGAUCACAAAGAGCGGAGGCUCAGCUGGCUGGGACCCACAGGGUCAGCACUGUGGGCACAGCCCUCAGGCCUCAGAGAUGACACAUUGGCACUGCUGGGGACUGUGGUCACUGGGUGGGUGCCAGAGCCUGCAGCUGGAGCUGGACUGCAGCUCCAGGUCUGGUUCAAGAGGGUCAGGAAGCCUCUUCUCCACCUGUGGUUUCACUGGCCCUUUGAGAUUUCCUCUUUCAACAUCACCUCAGUAACCCUUGCAGAGGGCCAAGGAGGAAACACAAGAGUUAAGACUAUACCCGUGUUCUCCCUCCAGCCACACCACUUCCUCCUCCAGGCGCAGCUACAGCUCCAGGGUUUAAGCCAGCCACGUCUCCCAGACAGCAUACCCAACUCGACAGGGGUGCCCAGGUUCACUGUGAACUGAAGAAAGCCGCUCCUUCCCCUACCCACUGGAGUCCUCUCACCUAGCCUUGGAAAUCUCAGGAAGAUGGACCAUUUGCCCGCUAGAGUUAAUUCACAGUGGGGAGGCGUGGCUGUGGCCAGGGCAACACAGCCUAUAGGAAGCCUUCUUGUGUGAGUGGGAGUUAGACUGAGCACAGGCUUGGGUCUGCCCCUCCCCAGCCUCCCAGCCACCAGCCGGGCACUCCAGGGGAUAAACCUGCUCAAGUGUGUCUCUAACAACAGCCCUGAGCACCAGACCCCCAAUUCCAUCAAAUGCAUUUCUAGAAUCAGAGCAAAUUUCCUUAUUUAUUAUCACCCUUGCCUUUCCCCUCUUCAUCCUGAUCCCGCUGUGCUUUGAAGAGACCCCAGCAACCAAAAACUAUCCUCCAGAAGCCAAGACCAAGCCUGGAUCUCCCUCUGCUUCCCCUCUGCUUCCGGGAGAAAGUUCGCUGUAAAAAUACUUUCUGGCUUCUUGUUUAUUUUAUACAGAGACUAUAGAACUCGGUGGGGAAACAGCAAUCUUUUGUGCACCAAAGCUGCUUCUGAAGCAGAAAGCAGUGGGGCUCUUGGUGUUUCAUGCUGCCUUAUUUAUAUUAAAGGAAGAAUUAAAUCUUGCAAGGAGUAGAGACAAUCACAGUGUUUGUUUUUAACUUCAGGAAAUCUGUGAGGUUCCCAGGGCAGAGUUGGGGAGGGGGUGGAUUUCCUAUUGACUAUUGACAAGAAGCUUUCACUCCCCUUUUAUUCUUACACUUUCAGCAAACUUUAAAAAAUAACAAAAUAGAAUAUUCCUAGCCUGUCUUUGAGGCAACUUGUAUGGUGCCCACAGAGUUCCAGAAAGGGCCUUUGAAAGCCAAUCGUAGGGCAAGCUGAUUCGAGCCCAAGACCUUAUUUUACAGAGCUGAUGUGUGCUAAGAAAUGUAGCAGCCGGAAGUAACAGGAAGCUUUUGGUUUUUGAAGAAAAAGAUUGUCUUUUAAAUGGAAGAUUUCUAGUCCUUUAGAGCACUUUGGCCAUUCCACUCACAGCCCCCACCCUCUUUCUCCAAGGAAUCUUUUUUCCUUCCCAAGGAUUCUGGGCUUUACCCAGCAUCUGCUCACAUGCUUUGCAAAAUGCUCUAGGGCUGUAUUUGCUGCAUCUCCUGACAAGGGUGAAAUGAACAGGGCUGGCUCAAGGCCAAGAGAUUGGUUAACUUGGAGGAGGGCCCUGUGUCCUCAAAAGUGCCAGCCCAUCUUCAUGCCUUGCUGAAGGAAACAGCCCUGGUUGAGAACCCGUGACUAGCGCUCUGGUUCAUAACCAAGGGUGUCAUCCAAAUCACCUAGUGAUCCUGGUCAAUUGCCCAGACCCCACCUUGAACCUACGUGGUGCCCAGAAUUCAAUCUGGAGUGGUUGGGCAAGGCUCUAUCUUUAAAACUUCCCCCAAGUGACUGAUGGCACCCCUAGUUGAGGAAGCCUUCUCACUUCCCUUCCAAAUGGAAAGUUACAGAAAACCCAAGUGGACUCCUUUCCCUACGGAGCUACUGGAAGAUAGACCUGGGAGCAUCCAAUUACCCUGCUUGGGAUCUGUGAUCCGAGUGGCAUCGGCUUCACCACAGGCUUCUCUAGAGCACACCCACUCACAGUAGAUGUGAGAAGCAGAGAGAGGACAGGGGAGGCAAAAGAUGGUGAGUACGUCUUCCUCGCUGGUCAGUAAUAGUCCACAGGCAUUUAUGGGGAGCCUCACAUGCGCAAGGCACUGUGGAAGACAGACUAAUGAAUAGGACCAAGCCUGUGCCCCUGGGAGGGACUGCAUAAGGUGGCCUUCCCAGUACUCGCCUAUCAACAGCACCACAAGAAGGAUCAAAAUGCAGUGCUAAUGGGUUCAAAGAAGACCAGUGAGGGCCUAUUUCUCCAAGUGUAACCCUGCACUACACAUACGGGUCUCACCUGGGUGCAGGUUCAUGGCCAUGCCGCAGACUUUGGUGGAAUCUGUAGAAGUUGGACACAGGAAUCUGCAUUUCACCAGCUUCCCCGGGUGAUGCAGGAAGUCCAAGCACCACUGAUACCUGAGGUGAUUAGGGAAGGCCUCGUGGUGGGGUGCUGCCCAAUACAGCCUCUGAAAGACGGGUAGGACGGCGACCAGGAAACGCAUUCCGGCCAGAACCAUGGGGUGAAUGUGGGAAGGCGAAGAGGCAGGCAGCACUGAAGCAGCACCUACCGUGUACCAGGCACCCUUCUACGCACACUUAGGUAUAUUAACUCACGUAAUUCCAUGCCAGUCCUGUGAGAUGAGUGCUGUUCUUACCCUCCCUGUUUUCCAGAUGAGGAAACUGAGGCACAGAAAGGCUAAGUGGCUUGUCUAUGGUCACACGGUGGUAAGUAACAAAGCCAGGAUUCCAACCCAGACAGUGCUGGCAUAUAUGUUGGUAUAUACUGAGAAAUUGUGGCAAAUAAGGUUGCAAAAGAGUAGGGCUGAACCACGGAAACCUUGAACACUAAUCUAAGGCAAAUGUGGACUUCAUGCAACAAGCAGUGGUGAGCCAUGGGUGGUUUUUGAGUGAGACAGCAACUUGAUUCACCCCACAACUAUGGAGUUCUUAACUGUGAGCAGCCCCGCGCUCAGUGCUGUGGGAUAUAUGGCCAGCUUCCAGAGCAGGGUUGGCGGCAGCUGGCAGUGGUCAGUGAAUAUGCAGGAAGUCCUAACUUGAGUCUCUCCCAGGCUGUGAUUCAGAACGUUCUCAUGGUCCGUCUAGUCUCGGCCUCGUGGGACAGAGCUGGAAGGCUGUUUGGUUUGGCCAGGGGACGGAAGGCAGAGGCAGCCAAGAAGCACACAGCAAAGGGCAGCAGUGCCCUCACCUCGCCUUGGCUGUCCCCUCCACCACCUGGGAGGGGCCUCUUCUAGAGUUAACUUUUCUCACUGCCUUCCAAAGAUAGGUUGCUUGUUUAACUAGUUUGAUUUUUUUAAAACAAAAACAAUAGAGUCAUAAUAAAAAAAUUCAACUACUGACAGAAAAAUUAAGUAACAGACUAAAGGUCCCCCUCCCAACUUCUCAGUCCACUCCCCAGAGAUAACCAAUAUUAAAUUUCUUGUGCAUCCUUCAAGAUUUUUUUUAUGUAUGUGUACGUGUUUUUGAACAUCUCUGAGGUUUAUGUGGUUCCAUCUUUUGGGAGCUAAUUUGUUGUUGACAGUUUUACUUUCUGGUUUCUUUGUGGAGCUGCAGAGAAACAUUAAAGGAUGGAAAAUGCCAUUUUCACCUAUAAAGCGGAGCCCCACAUUGUGCAGGAGAAAAUAAAAGAUGAUCCCUUUUGUUCCUUUUUACAUAAAUGGUAUCAUACCGUCUAACUUUCCUUGGAUAUCUUUUUGAACAUUAGGUUCUACCUUAUUCUUCAAAACAGCUGCUUAUUAUCUCACCGUCUGUGUGCAUGUACCCUAAUUUACCCAGCCUCCCCUGUGGAGGAGUAAGUUGUCUCCACUUUUUUGCUAUUAUAAACAAUACAGCAGUGAACAUCUCUGUGCACAAAGCCUGUUUGAAGUGAUCCCUCCUCUCCUGGUAGUCACUGCAUUCUGUCCUUACCAACUUGCUGUAUAUGGAUUCACCACCAAGCACCUUACAUAAACAGAACUACUGCCUGGGAUUUAUUCCAUCAUCCUGACCAAAGAGUGAGGAAAAGGUAUUUAACCAAGUACUGAGCAACACCAUGUGCUAGAUCCACCUGGCUCAGGCACUACAUGGAGAACAAAAGUAUAAGACAAGGGCUCUGUCCCCAAGGAACUAGGUCUAUAGGAAGACAAGACCAAUGGCUGCAAAAUAGUCAAGAUCAAAGAAGGAUGCUAAGUAACUCAAAGUGAAAUUGUGUGGCUCUGAGGCCUGCAGGAGGGGAAUAUGAGAACAACCAGAUUAGCUUUGAGUUUGAGCUAUAACAGUUUAACUCCCUAAAACAUGAAGAGCCUUCCCAAAGAAAAUCAAAUCCACGUAAUUGUUCUGUCUCCCAGAUGCUUGACCUCUAUUCAUCUGAGCCCAAGCCCAGUUUAUUUGCUCCUGCACAACGUAGGGCUCUGCUUUAACGGUGAAAAUGGCAUUUUCCAUCCUUUGAUGUUUCUCUGCAGCUCCACAAAGAAACCAGAAAAUAAAACUGUUGACAACAAAUUAUCUCCCAGAAAGAUGGAACCACAGAAACCUCAGAGAUGUUCAAAGACAUUUCUUCUUUUCUUGAUGGGAACGGGUAGGUCUUAAAAGUGCAAAGUGAGAUUUGCAGAACAAGAGUGGGGUAGGAAGUCAGGAAGAGUUCUGUCAUACCUGUUCCUUUCAAACCCACUGGUCAGUGAUAUUUGGAGUGAGCUUAUUUAGAAUAGAAAUGAAAAGCAAAGACCCACAUCUUGUUUCUUCUCAUCAGCCACCCUUGGCUGUCUUCCCAACUGGCCAGAGAUGACUGGCACAGCCCCCAUGGCCUUAUUGGAUACUUACUCCUGAAGAGUGGACUGGGCUAUGAUAGACCAAAGGUCUCCUGGGACAGCAGUUGGACCCCCAAGGACUGACGAUGGCCUUGAGUCUCUUCCCAAAGGCAUGGCUAGUGCUGAAUCAGCCUCAGGGGUCUGGAAGCUGCAGGUCAGCCCCAAGAUCUCCCAGCCCAGGACAGUGAGUCAGCCCAUAUGUACCCCACAUACCCCCACCGAGGAAUCAAGUGAGACUACAGCGGAUGCUGUAAGUAGAACCAGAUUCAAGGCCAGGGAGGAGGUCGGUGGUGUUCAGCCCUGUGGAUACUCACAGCCUUGCCCGGUGCAGUUCCUAAGAAGCCGUCUCCGCGGAUUUGUUAACUCUUUUUGGCAUUUUAUAAUCUGGCCAGGCAGGAAAGCUACACAAACUCCAUGUGUCCAGAACAAGGCAAGACAUCACCUCAAGCAGCAAGGUUGCUCAGCCUGAACAUUUAAUGAUCCAGAAAGGAACAAGGUAGAGCAGCCCCCUGCCUUCUCUCCAUAUGUCCACUCAACGUGGGGGCUGCACGUGAGGUCCUGCCCACCAGGUCCCAGACUUCCCCCAUGACAAAGCCAGUGCCAAGGGCAAUGAGACUGAGAGACUCAGAAUAAGCAGCACAGGGGCUAACAGCAUGGUCCCAUUUUACAGAUAAGAAACUGAGGCUCAUAGAGGUCAAGCAACUUGCCCAAGGAACUUAAUGAGUGGCAGAGCCAGGAUUUGAACACAGUGUAUCUGACCUCCAAGCCCUGUUCUUAACCGUUAUGGUACACCACGUCUCUUUACAAAAAGAAGAGUUUUGAUCUGAACCUUGCAAGAGAAAAAGCUGGUUGGAAGAAACUAGUAGGCUGCUCUGAAAAAGAAUAGCAUGUGGAGGAAAUAGCAUUUGUGAAGGCUCAAGAGCCAGGGAUAAGGGCAAAAUGUUUGAAAAGACCCAAUGGCCAGCCUUCCGGGCACUCAGAAGUGAAGAUGAAUGGGAAAUUAGUAUGUGGAGCCCCCAAAGAGAAGACUUUUGUUUUGGCAACCCAGAAACUUGCACCAAGAGCAAUUUGGUCUUAUGCCAAGCACUCGCUAGCAUGCAGGAUUUACACCUGCCAAGGCUGAUCAGCCCCCUAAGUCCUAUGAGAGGCCACAGGAGACGAUUCUCCUCUUUCUGAGCAAAGAUCCCAGGGAAAUGGUGAUUCACAGACUUCACUCUGCAUUAACUCGGUGCCAUGGCAACAGGGCACCACAUCCGGAGCAGAUGGUAUGGCAGACUGCUCCCGUCACGUGGCGCCUCUUCUGGAAGGCCAGGCCACCUCACCAAAUGGGCUGUCCAACUGGCACGGAGUAACACCUGGUAACUAUUUACAUGGGUCAAAAUAAGACCAGAGCCAGCAGAUGGCAGGGCUGGGAUGAGCCGUGCGAGAGAAGAGGGCUGGUUUGGGUUGCGGCAGAGGAAGGGGCAGCCGACAGCUCUUCAGUGGGCACAGACAAGGCAAAGCAUCACUCUCGUUGCUGCCUGGCAUUUCAGCAUGGCUGGGAGCGCAGAAAAAGAUUCAGCAUGAGCAAAGUUGAAAUGAUCACAGGCUAAUCCCUAGACACUGAGAUGGAACAGCAUUGGACAGACUCCGUCCCUCUCCAACAGGGCAGGUGGGAGAAGCGCCCAGGCUGAGGCACCUGCCAGCACCUGGCCAUGCUCAGCUCUUCACUGCCUUCAGUGGGGCAGGAGGGGUGGCACCAAGCUGAGACAAGCAUUCCCUCUGCAGGGUGAGCAGCUCCAAAGUACUACGUUUAAAACCUCAACCAAGAUGAGUGGAGAGAUGGGGAGGGCAGGGCACAUGUACUUAUCAAAUGUGUCCCCUGCCCGGCCCUGGCCUUGGUACAUGACAGGCAACCCGAGGCAUCUGUUGGGAUGAUUGGAAAGUGUGUGACGCAAAUCAACAGGGUGACCUUUGCCUGUGACUGGGUUCGGGGCGUGUAUUAUUUUUUAAGGCAGGAUGCCGGCUAUAGAACAUUUUGUGAGACAUCCUGAGCCCUGACAGCACCAGUGACAUUCGGACGUAGUUAGUCCAGGGUGAUAAACGGGUGUCUCAUUUCCUGCUUUGGAAUUCUUUCCACUCACAAGACCCUCGGUGUCUCCCAGGCCCAUGGCCAAAGCCUGGGAGAGAAACAUACUUAUGCACGCCCACAUGGAUGACCGCGUUCAUUGGCCAAAUGGAAGGUAUUUGGGUUUAGAGUGUUUCCUCCUCCUUUCUCCCUCUUCUCAAGCCCUCUCACCAGGGAAGUUUUGGGAGGGUACCCAUCUGCAGUGACAAACGUCAGUCAUGGGAGGACCCUGAGCCUUGGCAUCAGCACCAGAGUGCUAAUAAGUAUAUUAUUGUCAAUAAUCCGGAGGUCAACUGGGCUGAAGGCCAAGGAGCCGGAAGGCACACAGCCUCCCAAAAUGCGCUCGGACGCGUGCACUGGGCACUGUCUAGUGACUCUAGAGAAUCGUUAGAAGCUCCAGGCCAGAGGAGUCAGACAAAUAAUUAUCAGAAAGAAUACAGUUUCUGUUUUCAUUUUUAUUGGGAACCUCAAGGAAAGGGACAGAGACGGAUUGAUUCCCAAGACAAUCCCUGAUGCAGGAUCAUGACAAGCUUGGGAAUUCUGGAUGAUGACGGGGGGAACUGCGGGCUCAGCAUAGCCCAUAGUCAAAGGCAUUAGGGUUGUUCCGAAAAUAGAGACUCAAGUAGCCCUGGAAGAUGCCCUUAUCCGUGAGAAGAGCACACACCGUGGGGUCCUGCUUCAUGGCCGAGAUCCAGAGCCGGAGGCCUGGGGUGUGGCUCACACAGCUGCAAGACAGGAGAGAAGUGUCAGCACACCAUGAAGGCGUCAGGAGCGGGACAGGGACUGCUUUUUUCAGAUUUACAAGAUGUGACGAGUGGGUUUAUUUGGGGAAUAAAGUUAUCUCAUUACCAAGUGAA
Messenger RNA from Lemur catta (Ring-tailed lemur), 10774 nucleotides. It is a transcript of the gene ITPRIP, whose product is annotated as inositol 1,4,5-trisphosphate receptor interacting protein. The record is from RefSeq and is a predicted model, not a curated record. Bases 188 to 1846 code for a protein of 552 amino acids. Gene Ontology annotation, molecular function: protein kinase inhibitor activity. NCBI's taxonomy places the organism in Eukaryota, Metazoa, Chordata, Mammalia, Primates, Lemuridae. The transcript is spliced from 2 exons. Gene Ontology annotation, cellular component: membrane.